Molecule: messenger RNA, 3756 nt
Organism: Lepidothrix coronata (blue-crowned manakin)
Lineage: Eukaryota; Metazoa; Chordata; Aves; Passeriformes; Pipridae
Product: neurexin-3-beta
Exons: 4
Source: RefSeq, a predicted model, not a curated record
CUCAAAUACAAAGAGAGAGGGAAGACCGAGGGACUUCUCACUGGGGUCAGAGAAAGCAUGUUCAAUCUGAACAUGCCUCCUAUGGCAAGUCUCGCAACUACAGAUGACAUUGUUUCAUCAGCUGAAUGUUCCAGUGACGAUGAAGAUUUCAUUGACUGUGAACCCAGUACAGGAGGUGAAUUAGUUAUCCCUCUACUUGUAGAAGACCCUUUAGAUAUCCCUCCUAUUGCUACUCGUGCACCUUUCAUUACACUUCCCCCUACCUUUCGCCCCCUCCUCACCAUUAUUGAGACCACCAAAGAUUCCCUGUCCAUGACCUCUGAGGCGGGGUUACCUUGCUUGUCGGACCAAGGCAGCGAUGGUUGUGAUGAUGAUGGCUUGGUGAUAUCUGGGUAUGGCUCAGGGGAAACCUUUGACUCUAACCUACCCCCUACUGAUGAUGAAGAUUUUUACACCACCUUCUCCUUGGUAACAGAUAAGAGUCUUUCCACUUCCAUCUUCGAAGGUGGCUACAAAGCACACGCACCCAAGUGGGAAUCCAAGGACUUUAGACCUAACAAAGUCUCCGAAACUGGUAGGACUACUACCACGUCUUUGUCCCCUGAGCUGAUCCGCUCCACAGCUUCGUCCUCGACUGGGAUGGUGCCCAAAUUGCCAGCCGGCAAAAUGAAUAACCGUGAGCUCAAACCCCAGCCUGACAUAGUCUUGCUUCCGUUGCCCACUGCCUAUGAGCUAGACAGCACAAAGCUGAAGAGCCCGCUAAUCACUUCCCCCAUGUUCCGUAAUGUGCCCACAGCAAACCCCACGGAGCCGGGAAUCAGACGGGUUCCGGGGGCCUCAGAGGUGGUCCGCGAGUCGAGCAGCACAACGGGGAUGGUCGUCGGCAUUGUGGCUGCUGCCGCCCUCUGCAUCCUCAUCCUCCUGUAUGCCAUGUACAAGUACAGGAACAGGGACGAGGGGUCCUAUCAGGUGGACGAGACGCGGAACUACAUCAGCAACUCAGCCCAGAGCAACGGCACGCUCGUGAAGGAGAAGCAGCAGAGCUCAAAGAGCGGCCACAAGAAGCAGAAAAACAAGGACAAAGAGUAUUAUGUGUAAAAAAGAAUACUUAUUUAUAUAUAAAUAUAUAAAUACUUAAUGAGAUUUAACUGAAAUAUCAGAACCAUUGCAGCAAACGAGAUGAUUGGGAGAUAUCGUUUGUGGGAAAAAGUAUUGGGAAAAAAAUUUCAGCAGUGACUGUUAAUGUCUCAGUCAUCGCUUGGAGUCAGCAAACUUUGCCCUAAUGUAUUAUAAAGCACACUUAGCGUUCUGGAGAUGGCGCACACAGCUCUGCUCUGUUAGUGAACUUGGACAUCUCCAAAUCUCCUCCUCCGCUGAACUUUCUGCAAAAGUAGAAGACUUCAUGGCUUACUUGUUUCAUAUCUCCAAGUGAGUCUUUAACAAUGUUCGUGAUCCCUGACUGUAUUGAUAAUUUUUCAGUUUACUUAUUUAAAAAAAAAAAAGGAAAAGGAAAGAAAAAUUAAAAAAAAUACAAACAUUACUAAACAACAAAGAAAUAUUGAACAAAAUUAUCUGGCCGUGUCCAGCAUACAUAUAAUUUUUUGAGAUUGGAGGAGGGGAAUAAAUGAUUUUGGAGAUUGUUGGAUUUUUGGUUUGGUUUGGUUUUGUUUCUUGGGUUACUUAUUGUUUGGUUUUCUUGGUUACUUUUGGGUGUGGGAGGGAAGAAUGGAGUGGAAUGGUGCAGGGGGUGAACCAGGACAUACGUUGAGAAGAAGUCUCGGAAAAAAAAAACCCUAAUAAAUAAAGAGAGACUAUUGCCAUAUAUGAACUCAAAAGCUACCCAUGGUGUUUACUCUGCAUAUCUGGUUGUGUUGUCUCUAGAAACUGUGGUCUUGCAGUAAGUUGUUUGCUAACAACGCAGUGAAAGUGACUCAUGGGUGGUGCUGAAGAAAAUUAUCAUGGAAAGCUGGUUCCCUUGAAUCUGGCUCUAGUAUUUGCAAUUGAACUAAAGAGUAUAUGUAUUUGGCUCUGUUCUGAUCAGUCAUUGGCUUUGAGUACCGCACUUAGUAUGCAUUAGCACAGCCAAAGUAUGUUUAACAGGAUUUGGAGAUUCAAAAAAGAAUACUUAAAAAUGAUUAACUAUUCUGAGCUGAAUAUAUUGUGCAAAAAUAAAGGAGCCUUCCUCUGGGUUCUGGUUCUGUGACAUUGCAAUGCAUGCAAAAAAUAAUGAUAAAUCAGUUUCAUAAAGAGAUCAGAAAGACACCACUGGAGUUCAACUUGUGACAAGACCAAUAAAUGUCAGAAAAGCUAAACAAUUGUAAAAGAACGCAAAACACAUAGAUUUUUUGACAUAUAACUGGUUUUCAUAUGUAAUAUUUUAAUUUUGUAGCUUGACAUUUCAGAUCAUCUCUGUCUUUCCAUUUGCCCUAUUCUCCCUUUUCCUCCUCUUUUAUAUAAAAGAAAAUAAAUGAAGCUGCUGUGACACACAGAAAAAAAAAGAAAAAUUAAUUUAAUAAUAUAAUAUAUAUAUAUACACACAGAUAUAUUUAUCAUGGUAUGUUUGAUGGGACGACUGGAACGGAAGUUCUGUUAUGGUCUUAAUGUGGAAUGAGAAUGUUCUUGAAGAACAGAGUAAAAAGAAACAGACAACAAAAGCAAACCUUAAAAUGUGAAGUGUGUGUUUUAGCUUUGUCACAGUUACCUGUGUCAAAAAAAAAUCUGAAAUUUUGUUUACAUAUUUUACUACUAUUUUUUUGCUAGUAUAAUUUCUAUAUGGAUACCCUGACGGUGUAUAUACUGUUUUAUGGUUAAAUUGGGAAUUUCUUUUAUUUUAUUUAACUUAUUUAAUUUCAUUGUUUGGUUUCUACAUUUUCCCAGUUAUUGUGAAAAGGAUUAUCUUACUGUACAGAACAAUAGUGAGGUGGUUUGACGGCCAUGCCUACCAUGAUUAAAAAAGCAAAUAAGGGAGAGACAGACAGAAAAAACAACAAAAACCAAGAAGGAUUGAGAACUCUGGAAUAUCAGAAAUGUACACUUUUACUGUAUGCGGUUGAAAACUAAUCAGCUGUUUAGGUUUAGAAAUCUACUCUUGCUGGUGUUUAUAAGUCGCAUGAAUAUUUGACUCUGAAGAAGUGUCAUCAGAUACACACACGCACAUGGGAACUUAAAUUCAAAAAAACAGUCUUCUCAAACAUUUAGAGAAGAUGCUUUCAUGUUAACAAAUAUUUUCAGUGCGUGUAUGUGUGCGUGUGUGUGGUGCGUGUGCGUGUGUGUGAGGUUGAGCUUUUUUUCUUUUUUAUUUUUUAUACUAAAAAGAAAAAAAAAGACAGGUUUUAAAAAGGUAUGAAAGCACGAUUUUAGAUGACUUAACUGGCCGAAACUAUAUAAAGUUGAUUAUAUCUUGAUGUCUGUAAAAGAUUGCUGUUCUUGGAGUCUUGGAGUCUUGUGAAAUGAUUUCCUGCUUUCUUUCUUCCUUUCCUUUUCACUUUCCUUUUUUAAGUUAAAGAAAAAAUAUUUACACUUUCCUUUUUUGUGUAAGUUUCUAUUGGACAGUUUUUGGGAACAUGUGCAUUUCUGUAUGUGGGCUUCUACCAUAUCCCUGUUGCUUUAUGGACAACCUGAAGAAUUUUUAUUUGAGUUUUUGUGAUGUUAUUGCUUUUUUUCUUCUUUCUUUUUCUUCUUCCUUUUUGAUUCUUUUUCUUUUCUUAGUUGCAUUUUGUUUAAAGAUAUGCUUAGCAAUAAAAUGUUCUUCCCAAA